GUCAGGCGCAAGUCGAGGUCAGUGGCAGUCACGCUGGCAUGCACGCUGGUUAAGUUGGUUCUUUAUUCUAUGCGCUGAUCACUAUGUUGCUCGCGCCGAGGUUAUAGAGGCUGGAAGCUGUACCGAGCCAAGUGUGAUGCUUCGUUCAUCUUUAUUUCAGUUCAAUACUUCCCGCAUUAAUGACGUACCGCGUAAUAAGUGCUGGAAAGCUCUGGAAGUACUGGCCAAAGCCCCGUUGUGUACAGCUAAAAGAUUUUGCUGCGCAGUGUCGACGCACAAACUCGUCGGUGAAGAGAGACAAAAUGACGAGAGCAAGGAAAUCACCUGUGUGUACCGAACUGGCGACUUUCCCGAUCUGGCGCACGACAGGAAAUCGAAGGAAAGAUUGCGGCUACUGCUGCGGCAGCAUACACUCAGGCUUAAACAUGGACUACGAGCACCACAGGAAUUGUCCCCCCAGGAUGUGCUUGAUUUGCUUGCAUUGAGCUCGUUUCGUAAGAGAUGCCGCCUGUUUGAAUAUCUAUUCUACAAAGAACAAAAGCGUUUGCGCCAGCACCGACAAGAAGUGAACUGUUUAGCAUCAGUGACGGAGGACAUACCAUCUUUCAAGAGGGAAUUUUUGCCGCACACAGCUGAUCGUAUUGAAGACUAUGGCCUUUUCAGGAAUAGUUUUCUCAUCCGUAUCCGAGGGAGCACAAUAAACAGAUAUUACGAGUCAAGGCAAAUACCAGCAAUACUGUUUGGCCAGAGUGUUGUGUUCGAUCUAGGUUACGAUGGCGUAAUGUCUCUGAGAGAAUGCAACAAAGCCGCCAGAGACCUGCUUGAGGCGUACGGGUGGAACAGAUGCAGUGGCGAUCCGUUUCACCUGCAUUUUUGUAAUGCAUCUCCAAACGGAGCUACUGCGCGAAUCUUGCAGGACGAGCUGUUCGCAGCAUCUGAACAUACAGUGUUGUCGGAGAUUACACCAAGCAGCUAUUUGGACAUGUUUCCAAAAGAAAAGCUUGUGUAUCUAACCCCGGACAGCGAAAACACAUUGGAUGCCUUUGAUUGCGAUGCAGUGUACGUAAUCGGAGCGCUCGUAGAUAAAGAGACUAAGGAAGGUGCUACUCGCGCCAAGGCAACUUCUGAAGGCUUGAAGACUGCACGGUUUCCACAGACGUUUACUUGGCACUGGGAGAAAGAAAUAUCAAAACCGCUGCACAUGACGGAUGUUUUCAAGGUCUUGCUUGCUCUAAAGCGAACAAACAGCUGGAAAUAUGCGUUAAAGUACUUGAACUCUAAGGUGACUGUGCUGCAAGAAUCGAGUAGCAUUUGUGUUCCGACUACUCCACAGUGCCAAACCCAAGGGAUUGCAUAGUUUCUAGCUGCAAUAUUGAAGUGACGUUUUAAGCAGUGUUCUGAGCAGUGCAGUGUUGCCCUUGUGCAGAUUUCGUUUUGAAACUGAAAUGCGAAAGCAAAGCUGGAAUUGUCAGUAGCUGUGUCAGGCAAACAGAAUUUGAAUCAAACUUCAUCAAUAACUUGUAUAAUUUUGUUCUUGACAAUUUUGGGAACCAAAGUAUUUUUUCCCCAAAUAUAGCAUACUGCUAA
This is a messenger RNA of Dermacentor albipictus, 1587 nucleotides long. Its product is annotated as tRNA methyltransferase 10 homolog C-like. Gene Ontology annotation, molecular function: tRNA binding. The record is from RefSeq and is a predicted model, not a curated record. NCBI's taxonomy places the organism in Eukaryota, Metazoa, Arthropoda, Arachnida, Ixodida, Ixodidae. Gene Ontology annotation, cellular component: nucleus; nucleoplasm; mitochondrion. Gene Ontology annotation, biological process: mitochondrial tRNA 5'-end processing; positive regulation of mitochondrial translation.